Stegostoma tigrinum is the source of this 2315-nucleotide messenger RNA. RefSeq names its product ATPase H+ transporting V0 subunit d1 (gene atp6v0d1). The coding region runs from base 95 to 1150 and encodes 351 amino acids. Lineage: Eukaryota; Metazoa; Chordata; Chondrichthyes; Orectolobiformes; Stegostomatidae. The transcript is spliced from 8 exons. Gene Ontology annotation, biological process: proton transmembrane transport; vacuolar transport; vacuolar acidification. Gene Ontology annotation, molecular function: proton-transporting ATPase activity, rotational mechanism. Gene Ontology annotation, cellular component: plasma membrane proton-transporting V-type ATPase complex; early endosome; lysosomal membrane. The record is from RefSeq and is a predicted model, not a curated record.
CAAUGUGGCACGGUCAGCUGACUGGUCAGGUGGUGUGGUGUGCACCAGCUGUGUUCCUGAUCUCUGAGGCAGCUUCUCGUUUUCCAUUUCCAACAUGGGCUCUUUUGACGAACUGUACUUCAAUGUGGACAAUGGUUACCUGGAGGGGCUGGUGAGAGGCUUUAAGGCCGGCAUCUUGUCGCAGGGUGACUACCUGAACUUGGUGCAGUGCGAGACCCUGGAAGAUCUGAAGCUUCAUCUCCAGAGCACAGACUAUGGCAAUUUCCUGGCAAAUGAGGCCUCCCCACUCACUGUGUCAGUGAUUGAUGACAAAUUGAAGGAGAAGAUGGUGGUUGAAUUUAGGCAUAUGAGGAACCAUGCAUAUGAGCCCCUGGGCAGCUUUCUUGAUUUCAUCACGUACAGCUACAUGAUAGACAAUGUCAUUCUCCUGAUUACUGGAACAUUACACCAGCGAUCUAUUUCUGAGCUAGUUCCAAAGUGCCAUCCCUUAGGCAGCUUUGAGCAGAUGGAAGCAGUCAAUAUUGCCCAGACGCCAGCAGAACUUUACAAUGCCAUCUUGGUUGAUACACCUUUAGCUGCAUUUUUCCAGGACUGUAUAUCUGAACAGGACCUUGAUGAAAUGAACAUUGAAAUUAUUCGUAAUACACUGUACAAGGCCUAUCUCGAAUCAUUUUACAAGUUUUGCAAGACAUUGGGAGGUACAACUGCUGAUGCAAUGUGUCCUAUUUUGGAGUUUGAAGCAGACAGGCGAGCUUUCAUCAUCACCAUAAACUCUUUUGGGACAGAACUGUCUAAAGAAGAUCGAGCAAAACUAUUCCCUCAUUGUGGAAAACUGUAUCCAGAAGGUCUUGCUCAGUUAGCAAGAGCAGAUGAUUAUGAACAGGUGAAGACUGUAGCGGACUACUAUCCAGAAUACAAACUAUUGUUUGAAGGAGCUGGCAGCAAUCCUGGAGAUAAAACCCUAGAGGAUAGAUUUUUUGAACACGAGGUUAAACUGAACAAGUUGGCAUUCCUUAACCAGUUCCACUUUGGGGUCUUCUAUGCGUAUGUGAAGCUUAAAGAACAAGAAUGCAGGAACAUUGUAUGGAUUGCAGAGUGUAUUGCACAAAGGCACCGAGCCAAGAUUGAUAACUAUAUUCCAAUUUUCUGAAUUCAAUUUGCCCUACUGCUCUAAUAAAUGAAAUAAUAAUUGCAUUUCAUCUCUACCGUUUCCAUUUGGAAUAUUUUCAUUUGUAAAGUGUACAUUAAAUUUCCUGGAUGUAUUCCAUGUUUUCUGAUUUUUUUUUAAGGCUUUGCUGACAUUUUAACUUCUAAUCUGUUUCUCCUUGAAAUAAAGCUUAACAAAAACUAAAUGCUGAUCUUAAUUUGUAAUCUGAAGCAUUGGCAAGUUGAUGUACAAUAUUCAUGAGCAUCGCUGUUACCUUUCGUUAAAUUCAUUUUCAAAAAGUAUAAUUAUCCUAAAAUUGUGGAAAAUUAGCUUUACAGCAUUAUAUUUUUGACAAUAUUGCAAAUGUCAGUGCUUUAGCAUCUCUAAUAGGGUCAUCGUUCCAUGUUGUAAUUGCAAUGCAAAAUCAAGGUGAGCAGAAGGUCAGCAUUGUAUUUUCUUCAAAUAUUUGAAUGCCUUCAUUAAUUUUUUUCAUGAUCAGUGGUAGUUUUUCAUGUGUUUUCACAAAAUGCUGUAAACAGUAUGGAGAAGCUGAAAGUUAUUUAUGUUGAAGCAUAGUGUAUGAUGUAAUUAUUCCAUCUCGGUUGUCCCUAAAAGAGUCACUUCUGCAUGAGGUAAGUUUAGUAUUAUUCCAGCACUCUCACUAUAAACUUGUUUACAUUCAGGGAAGAAUUAGCUGGCUGGCACAUGUUCACAAGCAGUUUUGCUUGCUUGUUAUGUUGAAGCAUCAAGUGCAAGUUUUGAAAUAGAUUCUUGAAUAUGGACCUAGGAGUAAAAUGGUAAUUCAUUUGCAGUGCGUAGAAAGUUUGAGUUUUGUGUAAUAAUUAGGAUGUAAUGCUGAUUAAUUCUGAUCUGAAAUUUGAAAAGAAUUCUGUAACUUGUUGACUGCUGUAUAUUGUAUUUGUGAUCAAGUACUUUAAUAAAAUGAUGGCUGCUUCGCAGAUGUAUCCAGUUAAAAUUAACUAUUUUAAAAUGUGAAACCAAUUUAGAAUCAGAUGUUUAAUAAUGCAAAGUUGGUAAUGUCUUUAAAAUUAUCCAUUGUACAGUUCAAGAUGUUUAAUUUAGUAACCUUAUUUUCCACUAUAUAUUUCUGUUCAUCCUAAAUAGACUUCUUUUGAGGAUAUGUCAAUAAAUCUACCUUUAUGAACUA